AUGAACGAAGCAAUUACAAACAAGACCCAAUUCCAAAAGGAAUACGCCGAAGCAAUCAGAAAGGCCUCAACUGAAAACUUCCGUGAAUUCUGCAACAAACAAGCACUGGCAAGGCUGACUCCUAUACACAUUAAAAUUAAUGAACUGGCAAUCAUCGAAACAACGAAACUAACAGGCACAAGCAAAUAUCUUCCAACAGACAUUAGUUUAGACACACCAUCGAAACCAGAAGAACGAUUACAUCCAUCUCGUCGCAAAAUUAUCCAUUACCAAGAAGCCAAUAACGCUCAAGAAGUCAAUCAGAUUCUCCUCGAAAACACUCAUCACAUCUACACAGAUGGUAGUAGACACGACGAAAAGGUUGGGGGAGCUUUUGUUGUAUAUUGCCCCAAUGGUAAAAUUAUAACUAGAAAACUAAAACUCCAUAGUUCUUGCUCGGUGUUUCAAGCUGAGUUGAAAGCCAUAGAACAAGCUUGUGUGUGGCUUGCAGAUAAACACAUUCCGAAUGCAGCUAUUCUGACUGACAGCAAAUCUGGACUACAAGAAAUCGGUAACCCCAAUAGUACAAAUCAAAUAGUUACCAACAUCCACAGAAUGCUAGACAACCACAGCUUAUCAGUUAAUUUCAUUUGGGUCAAAGCCCACACAGGUAUAGCUGGUAACGAAGCUGCUGACCUGGCAGCCAAAGCUGCAGCCACAAGCCAUAACGUCCCUAUUCUCAUAAAAUUUCCAAUUAGCUUCGUAAGAAAACUUGCUCAACAAGAUAGUAAAGUAGCUUCCGAACAAUUUUACCAAGAUAACAUGAAAG
This is a messenger RNA of Parnassius apollo (apollo), 808 nucleotides long. The record is from the annotation of a GenBank genome assembly. Lineage: Eukaryota; Metazoa; Arthropoda; Insecta; Lepidoptera; Papilionidae.